AUGGGCUCCAUUAAUACAAUUUUUCAUCGGAUACACCGAUUUGUCAACGGCGGAAACAAUGUGCGCUUCGUUCCAAACACAACUCCCGCGCCUGAGACAUUGACGUUAAAUCCAAGAGCAAUGCCGAGCAUUGUUUCUGACCGAAGGUUUCUUCUCAAAGCAUGUAAAUUUAUGGAUCAAGUGGUAAAAAGUUGUCAUAGCCCAAGAUUAAACUUGAAAAACUCGCCGCCUUUUAUUCUGGAUAUAUUGCCGGACACCUAUACGCAUUUAAUGCUAAUCUUCACCCACAACAAUGACAUACUCCAAGACAACGAGUAUCUGAGACUGUUCCUGGAAAGUUUGAUCAACAAAUGCAAAGAAAUUAUCAAGCUAUUCAAAACAUCGGGAAUAUACAAUGACCAAUCUGAUGAACGAAGGAAAUUGACGAAGAUGUCGCUUACGUUUUCUCAUAUGCUCUUCGAAAUAAAAGCUCUGUUUCCGGAAGGUCAAUACAUUGAAGACCGGUUUCGUAUGACUAAGAAAGAGGCCGACUGUUUUUGGAGUCAGCAUUUUUUGAAAAAAAACAUUGUGCCAUGGCCAGCGUUUCUCAUUGCGUUGGAAAAACACCACGGAGCAGUAUUAGGUAAAAUGGAAGCGGCAGAGCUCAAAUCGACGAUAGAUUUGAGUGGAGACGAUUUCAUUUCUAACUUUGAAUUUGACGUUUUCACCAGAUUGUUCUAUCCAUUCAAAACAUUAAUCAAGAACUGGCAAACUCUUACCUCCGCUCACCCCGGAUACUGCGCGUUUUUGACCUACGAUGAAGUCAAGAAGCGACUAGAAAAGCUGACAAGAAAACCAGGAAGCUAUAUUUUCCGGUUAUCGUGUACACGACCCGGACAGUGGGCAAUUGGUUAUGUAGCACCGGAUGGGAAAAUAUACCAAACGAUUCCACAGAAUAAAAGUUUAAUCCAAGCACUUCAUGAGGGUCAUAAGGAAGGAUUUUACAUCUAUCCAAACGGUCGUGAGCAAGACAUCAACUUGUCAAAAUUGAUGGAUGUACCACAAGCGGACCGAGUCCAAGUCACGAGUGAGCAAUACGAACUUUACUGCGAGAUGGGAACCACAUUCGAGCUUUGCAAAAUCUGCGACGAUAACGAGAAAAACAUCAAAAUUGAGCGUGCGGACAUUUGUUAUGCUCAAAAUGACUCGGAUGGUGGCGGAAAUACGUGUCCAUUCUGCCGUUAUGAAAUCAAAGGAACAAACCGUGUUAUCAUCGACAGGUUUAAGCCAACGUCAGCUGAAAUUGCGAAAGUAGCCGAAAGGAAGCUGAUUGCUAUUGCUCCGGAUAUUCCUCCAAGGACGUAUGUGUCUCAAACUCAAAGUUUGCCGCAUGAAUCGCACUCCAUACCAUCGGUCGACGAGUUGCCAUUGGUGCCGCCACCGUUGCCUGCUAAAACAUUGGCUGUGAAAGAAAUGAUGAAUACCUCACAAUCGUCAGCGUCGUACGUGAACGUGAGGGAAUUGGAAAACGUGGCAACAAGUUCUGAUGGCGAAUUGAGCCGACAACGUGCACCAUCCGUGCUAGCUCCACCACUUCCACCACGUCUCUCAAUUCUGGAACCACCUCGUCAUGAAUAUACAAAUACUUCAAAUCUCGCAUAA
Messenger RNA from Caenorhabditis briggsae, 1641 nucleotides. RefSeq names its product Protein CBR-SLI-1 (gene Cbr-sli-1). The transcript has 10 exons. Gene Ontology annotation, molecular function: phosphotyrosine residue binding; receptor tyrosine kinase binding; calcium ion binding. The record is from RefSeq and is a predicted model, not a curated record. Gene Ontology annotation, biological process: cell surface receptor signaling pathway; negative regulation of epidermal growth factor-activated receptor activity. Gene Ontology annotation, cellular component: membrane raft; plasma membrane. NCBI's taxonomy places the organism in Eukaryota, Metazoa, Nematoda, Chromadorea, Rhabditida, Rhabditidae. Bases 1 to 1641 code for a protein of 546 amino acids.